AUCUAGGUCAAACAAACCACUUAGCAACUUGUGGGAAAUGGAUUUUAAUACUGCGUUGGAAAAUACCGCCAAUUUUUUCUUUAAUCCUUAUCGUAUACACUAUGUUGUUGCAGUUAUAUGUGUCGUUUAUUUACUUGUGAAAGUAAGUGGACUGAUAUCUGAAAAACGUAAAUGGACUCAUGCUCUUGAACAUUUUCCAGGACCACCGACACACUGGCUUUUCGGGCAUGUUCAUGAGUUUCGUCAAGACGGAACCGACUUGUUCAGAGUUCUCAAAUUCGGUGAACAGUAUCCCUAUGCGUUCCCUAUGUGGUUCGGUCCUAUCGCUGCGUUUUUGAAUAUCCACCACCCAGCAUACGUGAAGACCAUUCUCUCUUCAACAGAGCCCAAGGAUGAUAUCGCAUAUAGAUUUCUGGUACCAUGGAUAGGGGAAGGACUGCUCGUAACAGAUGGACAGAAAUGGUUUCGUCACAGAAGACUUCUGACUCCGGGUUUCCAUUACGAUGUUUUAAAGCCCUAUGUGAAUCUAAUUGCAGAUUCAGUCAAAACAAUGCUGAGCAAAUGGGAAACUUACGCAAAAACAGAGCAAUCUUUUGAACUGUUUGAGCAUGUAAGCCUAAUGACCUUGGACAGCAUCAUGAAAUGUGCUUUCAGCUGCAACACUAACUGUCAGACAGAAGGUGGAACCAACUCAUACAUAAAGGCAGUGUAUGAACUCUGCAACCUGGUAAACUUAAGAUUCCGGGUCUUUCCGUAUCAUAGCAACAUUAUUUUUCAUCUCAGUCCUCAUGGGUACAGAUACAGGAAGGCCUGCAGGAUCGCACACAGUCAUACAGAGGAAGUUAUACGUAAAAGAAAAGAGGCCUUACAGAAUGAGAAGGAACUGGAUACGGUCCAGAAGAAGAGAAAUCUGGAUUUUCUGGACAUCCUUCUUUUUGCUAGAGAUGAACAGAAACAGGGGCUGUCGGAUGAGGCCGUCAGGGCAGAGGUGGACACGUUUAUGUUUGAGGGUCAUGACACUACAGCCAGUGGCAUCUCCUGGAUUCUCUACAGUCUAGCCUGUAACCCAGAACACCAGCAAAAAUGCAGAGAGGAGGUGUCGGAAGUUCUGGGAGGGAAAGACACUAUGGAAUGGGAAGACCUCAGUAAAAUUCCAUACACAACCAUGUGUAUUAAAGAAUCCCUGCGCCUUUAUCCGCCGGUUCCAGGAAUGUCACGGAAGAUAACCAAACCUAUGACCUUCUUUGACGGGAGGACAGUGCCUGCAGGUUGUCUUGUUGGGAUCAGUGUUUUUGGAAUUCACAGGAACGCUACUGUUUGGGAGAACCCUCAUGUUUUUGAUCCACUGCGUUUUCUGCCAGAAAAUACAGCCAAGAGAUCACCCCAUGCUUUUGUGCCUUUCUCUGCAGGACCACGAAACUGCAUUGGACAAAACUUUGCCAUGAAUGAGAUGAAAGUGGCGGUCGCACUGACUCUAAAGAAAUAUCGGCUUAUCAAGGACCCCGAUCAUACUCCAAAGAUGAUUCCACGACUAGUGCUCAGAUCUCUCAAUGGGAUUAACAUGAAGAUCAAAUUUGUUGAAGAGGAACUCUGUUAGUUAAGAUUUUUUUUUUGUACUGAUGGGGGUGUGAUGAUUAACACAUGUAGAAAUGAAACUGAUCAAAUUUAAUGGAUUAUGUGUAGUUUGUAAUUUGUGUUAAUAUAGGUUGUAGAUUCUAUUUGAUUGUGGCUCAGAAAAAAAGAGGGAAUUGUGACGCAUCCAUUUCAAAGAAACAUUUCGAAGUGACGUACUUCUGUGGUUGUCACAGCUGUAUCCACACAUUUCUUUUUUUUUGCUUAUGCUGCUGCGAACGCGAAAAAAAUUGCGUACGUGCUAAUUUGCACUGAGGGUUAAAAAUAUAUUUUCUUAGCAAUUUUUUUGUAAAUUCUGCUCAGAUGUAGCAAGAUCUGAAUAGGCCCAUCAGGGAAGAAGCAUAAAGAUAUCGACAUUAAUUUCAUUUACUGUCAGGACACUGCUUGGUUCAAAUGCCACUGUUGAAAAUAAAUGGAGGAAAUAGAA
Molecule: messenger RNA, 2059 nt
Organism: Chanos chanos (milkfish)
Lineage: Eukaryota; Metazoa; Chordata; Actinopteri; Gonorynchiformes; Chanidae
Gene: cyp4t8
Product: cytochrome P450, family 4, subfamily T, polypeptide 8
Exons: 12
Coding region: 38-1597 (519 amino acids)
Molecular function (GO): monooxygenase activity; oxidoreductase activity, acting on paired donors, with incorporation or reduction of molecular oxygen; heme binding
Source: RefSeq, a predicted model, not a curated record